AGGAAGCCAUUGUGGCAAGGCCACAAAGACCUCCAGGAGGACUAGCAUCUCCUGAGAAUUCUCAUGUAGCCAACGAUGGUGACACCGUGGUUUGGGAUUGUCCCACAACCUUCUAUGGCCUUGAAUACCUUGCUUUUGUAAAACCUAAAGUCCGGCCAGAUGACAUGAAUGCCAAUUGAAAUUGGUUGCAUGGACAAGGCCUUGAUUAGAUAGCUUUUGCUGUUGCGGGGCACUAUUUGCUACUAGUAAUCCGGGCACUGGCAGCAUGCCAGUUUGAGUUGUUAGUAUCACAUCUUCACUCAGUAGCCUGGUACAGGUUUUCUGCUUCUCUUGCGACUCCUUGGCAUCCUAGUAUGUAUUUAAAGUCAGACUCCAUAUAACCACUACGGCAGCGCUUGUUUCCAUAAAUUCUGCUACAAUCCCAAUGUUGCUAUUCGGACAGUGAAAUCAACUGACCUGUUCUGAUUUGGGCAAUUUCUUCCAAAUCUGCCACUAUAGAGAAUGCCCAGCAAGAGCCUACAGUAUAUAACACACCAUUAAUUUCUAUACAUACUACAAAAUUGAUAAAUCGUGAUGCGUUCAAGAAAAAAUAAUGCAAGUCUACAUCGUCAAUAUUUGAUAAGAUCAAAUAUUGAUUAAAUAUGGACUAAAAACCGACCGUAUGCAGAAGAAGGCAAAAGGAAUAAUGGCUUCAGUUUCAGCAGCGUGGUUGCCGUACCUUUCCACUCGAGCCUCCACACCUUAUGCUUCUCUCACAUUCCUCACUAGCUCCACAACUAGGAAGAGUUCCGUGUCUCUCAGCGGUGGCGCCGCUGCUCGUUCCCCGUUGCUUCACUGCUCCUUCAUCUCUUUCACCUCUUUAGCUUCCACUUCCGUCUUCUUAGGUUUAUCUUUGGGCUUGGAUUCGAGCUCUAGUGUGGAGGUUAGAAGAAGAAGAGGCUGUGGCUUAGUGGUGAGGACCGGGAAGGCUGCCCUGUGUCUAACCAAGAGAAGUAGGUCCAGGAAAUCCUUGGUUCAAACUCAUGGAUUCCGUUGCCGCAUGAGAACAACUGGCGGGAGAGCAAUGAUGAAGCGCCAACGUGCUAAGGGGCGGAAGGUCCUCUGCACGAAGAGCAAUUCCAACUGUGGAAAACGUGCCUGAUUGUGCCCUUUUCAUAUUCAGUUUAUUAGGUAAGUGCAGUGGUAUGUAAUGUAAUGUAAUGAUGUUUAACAGCCUAUUCUUGUGAACAAUGGCAGAAUUUCAAACUUAUUUCUCAUGAUACCUUCUGUAUUGUUCAAGAACUCAUUGUCGGUUA
Molecule: messenger RNA, 1295 nt
Organism: Malus domestica (apple)
Lineage: Eukaryota; Viridiplantae; Streptophyta; Magnoliopsida; Rosales; Rosaceae
Source: RefSeq, a predicted model, not a curated record